AUGGAUACUUCCAAGGCUUUGGGCGGCGUUCAAUCGCGCGUCUUCAAACGAAUUGCAAUUACCGUCCUUGCCUUUACGCUGUCGGCUGGCAUCAUGGUCGCCUUGUUCACGUAUGCCCCAGAAAAACACUUGCAGCGCAUCUCCAACGCUGUGGGCAUUCCCUUCAAGGCAUGGCCUAUCCCUCAAUGCGGCGGUUUCAUCGGCUCCAAUGAAAUUUGGGAAGCAUCGCAAACAAAAUAUCAACAUCUUCGAGACGACAAAUUCACCAUCGCCAUGCAAACAUAUCGACGGCCGAAGGAACUAAACGACACGCUACAUGCGCUACUAGCCGAAAAGAUCCCCUCCCUGCAAGAAGUAGUCGUGGUGUGGAAUGAUCUUGAGAACGCACCUCCCCCGAAUUACAAAUCGAAGUAUGGCGUACCUGUGCGCUAUCGACACUCAAAAGAGAACAGCCUCAACCAGAAGCUGUUGCCCGAUCCCGCAUACGAAACCCAAGCAAUUUUCCUGUCCGAUGACGAUAUUUAUUUCAAGCCCAGGGACCUUGAAUUCGUCUUCCAGUCCUGGCGCAAGUUCGGGCGACGACGCAUGACUGGUGGGUUCACUCGCUGCGCCGUCCGAGAAGCUAACGGCAAAUGGAAAUACUCUUUUUGUUCCAAGGACGAGGGCCAUAACAACUACAACAUGAUUUUAUCCGGACUCGCCUUUGCCCACAUCUCGUUCCUGGACUACUAUUCCUCCCAAGACGAAAUCCCCAAGAAGAUCCGUGCUUACGUCGAUGAGCAUUUCAACUGCGAGGACAUUGCCAUGAACUUUCUCACGUCAUUAUUGACGGGCGAAGGUCCCCUGCUUGUCAAGGGCAAGGACCCGUACGUGAGCUUUGUGCCGACCAACGGCAUUAGCACCAAACCUGGACACAUUGAAGCUAGAAGCAAAUGCAUCAAUGACUACAACGACAUGUUCAAGUGUAUGCCGUUGAUUGACGAGACGGCGCAUAUUGAGCCCGGUGUUAUUAUUUCAUGA
Pochonia chlamydosporia 170 is the source of this 1020-nucleotide messenger RNA. Its product is annotated as exostoses (multiple)-like 3. NCBI's taxonomy places the organism in Eukaryota, Fungi, Ascomycota, Sordariomycetes, Hypocreales, Clavicipitaceae. Gene Ontology annotation, molecular function: glycosyltransferase activity. The coding region runs from base 1 to 1020 and encodes 339 amino acids. Gene Ontology annotation, cellular component: membrane. The record is from RefSeq and is a predicted model, not a curated record. The transcript is spliced from 2 exons.